This is a messenger RNA of Monosiga brevicollis MX1, 3275 nucleotides long. RefSeq lists its product as uncharacterized. Lineage: Eukaryota; Choanoflagellata; Craspedida; Salpingoecidae. The coding region runs from base 1 to 2835 and encodes 944 amino acids. The transcript is spliced from 4 exons. The record is from RefSeq and is a predicted model, not a curated record.
AUGGCAGCCCUGCGCGCCACCGUUUGGUUGGCGCUGGCCCUUGCCGCACACAUAUCAGCGGCCCCCAUCAGCAGUACCGUGGAUCUCUUUGGCUACAACAGCCCUGCAAUGAUGGAAAAGAUCACCUUUGUUGUCGACCAGCUCCCCCUCGCCAGCCAACCCCAGGUCCCGACCUCCAGCCGCGACCUUGGCGUGACCGUUCAGCCCUUGGGGACCGACGGGUUUAUCCUGUCCGACCCCUACCACCAGGGUGCCACCUUCUUCGAUGGGGCUGCUUCCUACCCCAUGGAUGUACCCGCUGCCAUCUCUGGCAUUCGUUGCCUGCUGCGGGAUGGAUCGGCCUUUGUGUUCAGCAACGACACGCUGAGCUACGUGAGUGCCGAUGGCCAAAACCUGUCGAGCGUGUGGUUUGUUCCGCUGGCGCCAUUUCGAAGUGGUGGCAUGGACUUUGCGUGCGAUCCCAGCCAAGCAGAUCCGACCGUCUUGAUUGCCACGCAGUCCCGACUGGCACCCCGCGGGGCGGCGGUGCUUGAGAGCCAGAUGUUCCGGUGCACGCACAGCGUGCAAAACGGGACCAUGGGGUGUCGGGCAUCUAUUUACGUGCGUACAUCCCGCUUCUUCUAUACGCCCGACAACGUCAUCAUGGCGGCAGACCUCGUGUCUGGUGUCAGCAUGCUCACGGGCGGAUCCGAGGUGUUGUUCCCCAACCAACCACGCGAGGGAUCGGAGCUCCAACAUGCCGGUCCCAUCACAGACUGUGUCCUCAUUCAACCCAAGUCGGCCGUGUUCCCGCUCAGCAUUGACUUUUCCGUGGCGGUGACAAGCUCGCAGCUCGAGUUGUUCAACCUGGCCCCGCGCGACUCGUGCCGACCAAUGGGGUCACCAGUCAUGCUGCCCAUGACGAUCGAGUCGACGCAGCAAGCGGCAGUGUACUCUUUGACGCAAAACGGCACGAUGGGGCUGCUGGUGCUAGAGCCGGAUGCGAGCUGGAAGAGCACCGACCCAUCCAUGCGGGAGGUGUUUGUGUAUGCGGUGGGCUUUGACAUGGCACGGGACACGGUGACGGUCAACUCGAAGGAGCCGGUUCACCUGACUGGCGUCGGACUGAAUACACACACUUUUGUGGUGGUACAGGAGCAGUUGCUGGUCGUCAAAAACUCCUCAACGUCCGCAGUUCACCGCCGGAGCGCGACGCAGGUCGCGAAUAAGGCGAGCAGCCUGGCCGAAUCCACAGACUCGGCGACGCCUUUGGUCACCCACGUCUUUGGCGUCUCCCGCUCAGUCGUGCUUCUGACGUCCUCCACCGGCAACCCCGAGGGGAGUGCACGGGGCUCUUCCAACGCGAUGGGCCUCAAUGUGGCUCUGCCCUUGUACAUUGUCGUGGGCGUGCUCGUCAUUGCGGCCAUCAUCUUUUUGGUCCGGUAUUCGCCUUCCUCGCGAAGCCACAUUCUGCAAAUUUCCCGCAAGUCGGACUUGCGCUUUGACGACGACUUUGAGUUUAAGGUGCAGCAGCCCUUCCUACCUACCUCGCUCAAGGUGCCCGGCAUCGAGGCGGAUACAGACUACGCUCAAAUGAUUGCUCGGUAUCUUGAAGACGCUGCCCGGGCCUUGACCUCUCCCAGCAAUUUCGAGGUGUACGAAAGCGAGGACUUUCUCGCUCGCUUCGCCAAGCUCACACACAGCUUAGAGCUCGAGAUGCAAAAUGACAUGGGCUAUCCCCGCAUGGACUACAAGCUCGUGGCCGCCUCCCUCCUUCGGGCUAGCCAUCUGUACAUUUGCUGCCGGUCCGUGGAUCCCAACACGACCGUGGCCCCGCUUCCCGCCAACUUGGAGAGUCUCCUGCGCAUCAUUUGCCAGGGCGAAGACCUAGCAGGCGAGCCCGAGCUUUGGGAGGCAGACGAAUACAUGGGCCUCUACGUCACCGUCCAAAACAACCUCAUCCAGGAAAUGGACCUCAAGCAAAUGGACAUCAGCGGUCUUUACUCGCUUGCCUAUUACUGGAUCCGUGCACUUGACAUGGCCGCCGCCAAUCAGAAGAAGAAUCACAGCAAGGCAGCCUCUGAACAGGCCUGGGUCCUUCUCAAGAUGUUUGCCCGUGUAGCUGGUUUGGAGCCUGAAGAUUUUCUCCUCCUGGAAGAGACGGGCCUUCGAGGACAGGCCUUGUCCACGCGUUUGAUUGAUAUGAGCUGUGACGACGUGGUUCAUCACUUCCUGACAAGUCUGCCCACUGCAGCUUGCCACAAGCUGUUGAGCACGGCCAACAAGUAUCCAGUCAUUGAGGCCAUGUUUCAAAACGUGGACAGCAUGCAAAAGUGUUGCUACUUUGCCAUCAGUGCCGCUUGUCGACGCGUCUCCCACGAUUUGAAGAUUGAUUUGUUUGCCACGUGCCGCCAGCGUUUCUACUUUGACACGUGGAUCGCCAAGGUGGUCGGUGCCACCAUCAAGACGGGUUGGGAUGCCGAGGACGAGAUGGCCACGCGGAACAUUCUGGAUCUGUUUGCGCAGGUGGAGGCACCGGGCCACGACUCGGAUUCCCAUCCAAUUUUUGCUUGGUAUCUUCUUCUGGAUCGUCAGUGCCGCACGUACCACACCAGCUUGCCCUGCACGCGCGAGGCCAUUCAUGUGGAGGAGUCCAGCAAACGUCCCAAGCGGUCGGAGCAGCCCAAGUUUUGCGAGCACUGCUGGAAGCUGGUGACCAUGGCUCAAAAGCCCGAGAUCUAUCCUCAGUUUGUCAAGCAAUACCCCACCAUCAAGAACUGCUUGAACAAGCGCGACACUCGCGCUGCCAAGAAGAGUGCUUCACCGCACGCGGCACCACCCAUGGAGGUGCCGUAAUCCUUUAAGUUUUUCAAGUGAUGAGGCCUUGUGGGUCUGCCUUGCUCCACAGGCCCCGUGUUUUGUUUUUCUUCAUGUUUCUUUCCCUUGAGUUUUGGACCUUUGCCUCUUGGCGCACCCAUGGUUUUGUGUAGUCUGUUGAAUGUUGAGAUAAUAUUUUCCCUCUGAUAUUGAAGACAACCUUUUGUGCUUGUGCUUGUGCGUGUGUGCGUGCGUGUGUGUGUGUGCGCACGUAUGGAAGCAGUGCCGUGUACCGGUUGGUGAUGAAUCAGCUUGCUUUUCAUUGCCCACCGUGCUUUUUUUUGUUUUCUUUUGUUUUUAGAGCUUUCUCUCCCUUCCCCUCUCUCUCUCUUUUCUCUUUUUUUUUUCUCUCGCUUUCUUCCUUUCUUCAGUCAGCAUGUGUUUUAGUACAAGGAUAGUUGAUUGUUAUGAGACUGUGU